UGACGCUGGUGGUCAGUCAGGAGCUACAGCGAUGGGCCACAGUCGAUAUUUAUCCCAAACAAAUCAAACUAACGCCCGGGCCGAGCCGUUAGUGAUGGAUAAACCAUAGUUCCGGUGGUUUAUCCGGGUUUACGGUGUAUUUGUCGGUAGUUUAUGAAGCGAACGCGGUAGAGUUUAGCUAACUUAGCUGAAUUGUUCUUCCAGAGGUAGGAAGUUUGCGGUGGCGGAGGAAACAUUAGAGGAAACCGGGGAGGGCCGAACUAUCCCGUCAUGGAGGACUCCGGGUCGGCGGCCCUGGAGAAGAAUGUCGCUGACCUCACGGUGAUGGACGUGUACGACAUCGCCGCGGUGGUGGGGCAGGAGUUUGAGCGGAUCAUUGACCAGUACGGCUGCGAGGCUCUAUCCAGGCUCAUGCCCAAAGUGGUCCGGGUCCUGGAGAUCCUGGAGGUGAUGGUGAGCCGCAACAGCAUCGGGCCGGAGACCGAGGAGCUGCGGCUGGAGCUGGACAAGCUGCGGCUGGAGCGGAUAGACCGGCUGGAGAAGGAGAAGAAGCACAGAAAGGAGCUGGAGCUGGUGGAGGACGUGUGGAGAGGAGAAGCUCAGGACCUCCUCACCCAGAUCGCUCAGCUGCAGGAGGAGAACAAGUCCCUCCUCACCAACAUGUCCAACAAAGACCCCCUGAGUGAGGAGGACCUGCAGAGGCACGAGGGUAUGACAGAGAGAGAGAGGCAGGUGAUGAAGAGGCUUAAAGAAGUGGUGGACAAGCAGAGAGACGAGAUUCGAGCCAAGGACCGAGAGCUCACACUGAAAAACGAGGACAUAGAAGCACUCCAGCAGCAGCAGUCUCGCCUCAUGAAAAUCAAUCACGACCUGCGCCACAAAAUCUCCGUGGUGGAGGCUCAAGGGAAAGCACUGAUUGAACAGAAGGUGGAACUGGAGGCCGGGGCUCAGGCACGGGGGCAGGAAGUCAGUGCCCUCCGGCAGGAAGUCGCACGCUUAAAGGAACGACUUCAAGGAGACCUGCCCGCCCAGAACCCUGAGGAACCCCCACCUCAGCCCCCGUCACCUGCAGAGCGUGGUAAAGCUGCUACAGUGGUGUUGGGGGCUGAGGGCUGGUCAGACACACCUGACCCCUCUGAGCUGAUGUUGGGUGGGUUUGACCCUCCCCCGCCACACCCCCUGCCCGGUUCCCUCAGCCCAGAGGGACACGAGGACGGGGAUGAGGAGGACGAGGCGGUGUUGCUUUGGGAGGCGAUGUGCGAUGAGGACAUGCCUGCUGUGUUCCAAUAUUUUACAAAGGAGGCGCUGUGCGAGGAGGAGGCAGGAAGCCUGGAUCCAAAGGACCCCAACCGGCCCCGGUUCACCCUGCAGGAGCUGAGGGAUGUCCUCCACGAGAGGAACGAGCUCAAGGCCAAAGUCUUCCUGCUGCAGGAGGAGCUGGCCUACUACAAAAGUGAUGAGAUAGAAGAUGAGAUCGUUAGUCCUUCUCCGUCUCCGUCACCUGAGCUGAGGACUCGCUCCCGUUCUUCUGCCCAGCCAGAGUCAGGAAUCAAGCGCCUGAUCUUCACAGCCAUUAUGCCGAUGGUGGCGGCUGGUUUGAUCCCAGAUGACCCCACUUUACAGCCAAUCAGACGUCUCGUAUCGCUUGUAUGA
Molecule: messenger RNA, 1653 nt
Organism: Epinephelus moara (kelp grouper)
Lineage: Eukaryota; Metazoa; Chordata; Actinopteri; Perciformes; Serranidae
Gene: rilpl1
Product: Rab interacting lysosomal protein-like 1
Exons: 9
Coding region: 271-1653 (460 amino acids)
Biological process (GO): cilium assembly
Cellular component (GO): cytoplasm; ciliary basal body
Molecular function (GO): protein dimerization activity
Source: RefSeq, a predicted model, not a curated record